AUGGAUAGACAAACAAAUCCAUCAAGUUGGUGGGUAUCAAUCACUUCUAUGUGUGAUAAUGGAGACAAUGAGAGUGAAGAUGAUGGAUUAGACUCUGAAGAUGAUCUACGAAGUUUAUGCAGUAGUGAUGAAAACUGUGGCUCACGUCGGUCCAACAAACAGUACAAUCCAAGGUGCAACUUCUCAGAGUUUAAGUUUGUUCUGGGUAUGGAGUUUGGGAGUGUGGAGUUAUUAAGGGGUGCACUUAAAAGAGUAUUUCAUAAGAAGCAACAAAGAGUAUGUCUUUGUAACAAAUUCUACAGAGAAUGUAAGGGUCAAAUGAGUGACAACAAAAGUUUUAGGGUCAAUACUCUUGUUGAUGUACACAAUUGCGGAAUAGUUUUUAAUAGUCAACAUGUCACUGUCAAUUGGCUUGCAAAUCAUUUUCUGGAUGAAUUUAGGUUGAAUCCCAAUAUGGACUACGCCACUUUCAAAGAAAAGACCUUCAAAACUAAAUAUUCUCAAGUUAAAAGGCACAAGUUCUAUCGGGCAAGGAACAAAGCAAAGAAAAUUUUAGAAGGUUCAGUUUCAGAACAAUUUGCAAUUUUAGAAGAUUAUUGCAAGCAACUUCUGGCAACAAAUCCUCGUAGUACAGCGAAGAUUCAGACCAAGUUGGUGGAUAGGAAAAGAAUAUUUGAAAGAUGUUAUAUAUGUCUCAAAGCAUGCAAGGAUGGUUUCAUCAACGGGUGUAGACCUAUAAUAGGCCUUGAUGGUUGUUUUCUUAAAGGCUACUAUAAAGGUAUUUUGAAGACAACAAUUGGAAUUGAUGGCACUAAUUCUAUAUUCCCAAUUGCCUAUGCUAUCGCAGCGAAAGAAAACACAAACUCUUGGAAAUGGUUUCUUGAGUUUUUGAAAGAGGAUCUAGCCAUUAAUGACCCUACAAAAUACACUUUCAUCAGUGACAAGCAAAAAGACUUAGAAAAUGCAGUGGAAACCUUGUUUGGUGGAGCUGGAGUAAGGUUUUGUGUGAGGCAUCUACACUCUAACUUCAAGAAGGAAAAUCCUGACAUAUUGUUGAAGCAAAUGUUAUGGCCAGCAACAAAUGCAACAACAGAGGCCGAAUUUGAAAGAAGAAUGCAAGAGCUGAAAGAUUUUGAUGAAGCUGCCUACACUUAG
Messenger RNA from Humulus lupulus (European hop), 1155 nucleotides. RefSeq lists its product as uncharacterized. The transcript is spliced from 2 exons. The record is from RefSeq and is a predicted model, not a curated record. NCBI's taxonomy places the organism in Eukaryota, Viridiplantae, Streptophyta, Magnoliopsida, Rosales, Cannabaceae. Bases 1 to 1155 code for a protein of 384 amino acids.